This is a messenger RNA of Lactuca virosa, 2022 nucleotides long. NCBI's taxonomy places the organism in Eukaryota, Viridiplantae, Streptophyta, Magnoliopsida, Asterales, Asteraceae. The record is from the annotation of a GenBank genome assembly.
AAAUUCUUGAAUUUGCGAUCACUGUCCGGAGCUCCCGACAAUGAUUGCUUUCACAUAAUAUAUGACGCGUUUCGUUUGGCCAACAUUUUCAGUUUCCCAUUUCUCAUCUCACCUGCUUCUCUAGACCCUUUAUCUCCCAUAACCCCUAAUCAUACUCAAAUCAACUCUGCAUCGAACUUUCGUUCAACUACUCUAUAAAGAACCCCUGGUAGGUAGCAACAACCCUCGCGAAAUUAACCAAAAAAACCCUACUGAAAAUGGUGUUUCAGUAAGAAAGAAAAAGUUUUUACUGUGCUCAAAUCUUUAGUCUGAUCACUGGUGUAAAUUGAACUGAAUCGAUGGCGGGUGGUGAAGGAGAAGGGACAUCGUUAGAGUUUACACCCACAUGGGUUGUCGCCGCCGUUUGUACCCUCAUCGUCGGAAUCUCCCUCGCCGUCGAACGUCUACUCCAUUACGCCGGCAAGAAAUUGAAGAAGGCAGGCCAAAAGCCACUUUAUGAAGCCCUGCAAAAGAUCAAAGAAGAGUUGAUGUUGUUGGGGUUUAUUUCGCUUCUAUUAACGGUGUUCCAGUCUAGAAUCAUCAAGAUUUGUGUGAAGGAGAGUAUCAUGGAACACCUCCUCCCAUGCUCGUUGAGUGACAGAAAAGAAGCCACCGGUUCUAAGCCAGAGGCAGAGGGUACAUCUCAUCUUCGUCAUUUACUAGCAGAAGAAGCAACAGCGACGGGUUAUUGUGCUUCAAAGGGAGGAAAGGUCCCACUGCUAUCUCUUGAGGCGUUGCAUCAUUUACACAUCUUUAUUUUUGUCCUUGCGGUUGUGCAUGUCACAUUUUCUGUCCUCACAGUUGUAUUUGGAGGGGCAAGGAUAAGACAAUGGAAGCAUUGGGAAGAUUCUAUUGCAAAAGUUAAUUUUGAUGCCUCACAAGUUUUGAAGCCAAGAGUGACCCAUGUUAAAGAUCAUGACUUCAUCAGGAACCGAUUUGUGGGUAUUGGCAAAGGCUCAGCCAUCCGAGGCUGGCUGCAUUCUUUCUUCAAGCAAUUUUAUGGAUCUGUAACCAAGUCGGAUUAUGUUGCAUUGCGUUUGGGAUUUAUUACAACACAUUGCAAAGCGAACCCAAAGUUCAAUUUUCACAAGUACAUGAUACGCGCUCUUGAAGAUGAUUUUAGAAAAGUCGUUGGGAUCAGCUGGUAUUUGUGGGUGUUUGUGGUCGUGUUCUUGUUGCUAAACAUUAAUGGUUGGCAUACGUAUUUUUGGAUUGCCUUUUUCCCUUUCAUUCUUUUACUUGCUGUGGGAACAAAGCUGGAGCAUAUAAUUAUUCAGUUGGCUCAUGAGGUGGCAGAGAAACAUAUAGCCAUUGAAGGCGAACUGGUUGUUCAACCUUCAGAUGAUCAUUUUUGGUUUCACAGGCCCAGAAUUGUUCUUUUUCUCAUACAUUUUAUCCUUUUUCAAAAUGCAUUUGAGAUUGCAUUCUUCUUCUGGAUAUGGGUUACGUAUGGAUUUGACUCCUGCAUAAUGGGGCAAGUGCGCUACAUUAUUCCACGGCUUAUUAUUGGGGUUUUCAUUCAGGUUUUGUGCAGUUACAGCACUCUACCACUUUAUGCUCUUGUAACACAGAUGGGAACUCAUUUCAAGAAGUCAAUAUUUGAUGAGCAUAUGCAAGCAAAAUUUGUGGGUUGGGCUCAAAACGCCAAGAAAAAGGUAGCCACUAACUCAGGAACAAAUGGCUCGAGCCAUGAUGGCCCAUCUGGCUCAGGUGGCUCAGCCACUGCUGCUACUUCAGCUUUUAAAGGGAUUCAACUGGCAAAACUUAACCAGAGUCAGCAGCCAUAAAACCAAAUUAUUGCCUUGUGGAGAUGCAUAUGUUAAUAGUAGUCUGAAAAAUUAGGGCCAAUCUUGAAUCUUGUUCUUCUAUAUGUUGGGUUUUAGUAAUUGUGUUUCUACCAAAAUUUUGUUUUGAACAUUGAAAAUAAUGUAACGAUUUGGAUCCAUGAUGUAUGAGGUGAAUGCUUGAUGGUUUAAAGUUGGU